AUGGAUAAUGUGUCUGUACUAACCUUUUUUAUGCUUUCAGGAUUAAAUUACACAGUGCAGCACCGAAUAAUUAUCUUCGCUCUGACUUUACUGUGUUACUCAGUCAUUUGGAUAGUAAAUGUUGCUCUCAUCAUAACCAUCACUGUGGACAGAAAACUUCAUGAGCCUAUGCAUAUAUUCUUGUGUAACCUGUGUAUUAAUGGACUUUAUGGAACAGCAGGCUUUUACCCCAAAUUCCUCAUGGAUCUUCUGUCUACCACUCAUGUCAUCUCUUAUGCUGGAUGCCUUCUGCAGGGUUUUGUGUUGCGCUCUUCCGCCAAUGCUGAGUUUUCUUUUCUAGCUGUGAUGGCCUAUGACAGAUAUGUGGCUAUAUGUCGUCCUCUGGUGUACCACUCUGUGAUGUCUAAACAGAGAGUUUGUGUGUUUGUAUUUUUUGCUUGGCUUAUACCCAUUUAUUUGGUGUUCAUGGGUUCAGUUACAUUAUCAAAAUCAAGGUUAUGUGGCUCACACAUACCAAAAAUCUACUGUAUAAAUUGGCUGAUUGGUAGACUAGCUUGUUCUGCCUCCAUAGCAAAUGUUGCAAUCCCAGCCUUUAAUUUUACUUUUUAUUCUGGCCAUUUUGUCUUUAUUAUUUGGUCAUAUGUAUAUCUGAUCAGAACAUGUCUAACAUCCAGAGAAAACAUGACAAAGUUUAUACAAACAUGUCUGCCACAUUUAUUCUGUUUACUCUCUUUUUCUAUGUGUUUGCUUUUUGAUUUGUUGUAUAUGCGAUUUGGCUCAAAAUAUUUACCACAAAGUGCCCAGAAUUUUAUGGAGAUUGUCUUUCUGCUCAUUCCUCCACUGUUCAAUCCCCUCAUAUAUGGUUUCAAAUUGACACAAAUAAGAAAUAAAAUUAUGGAGUUUCUGUGUGGUAAACAUCUCUAG
Messenger RNA from Epinephelus fuscoguttatus (brown-marbled grouper), 924 nucleotides. RefSeq names its product olfactory receptor 1D2-like. Bases 1 to 924 code for a protein of 307 amino acids. Gene Ontology annotation, biological process: G protein-coupled receptor signaling pathway. Gene Ontology annotation, molecular function: G protein-coupled receptor activity; olfactory receptor activity. Gene Ontology annotation, cellular component: membrane. The record is from RefSeq and is a predicted model, not a curated record. The transcript has a single exon. NCBI's taxonomy places the organism in Eukaryota, Metazoa, Chordata, Actinopteri, Perciformes, Serranidae.